Molecule: messenger RNA, 783 nt
Organism: Pyricularia oryzae 70-15
Lineage: Eukaryota; Fungi; Ascomycota; Sordariomycetes; Magnaporthales; Pyriculariaceae
Exons: 3
Coding region: 1-783 (260 amino acids)
Molecular function (GO): protein binding
Source: RefSeq, a predicted model, not a curated record
AUGACCACACGAGGUCUUACCUCUGGAAAAGGCCGUGUCCGGCUCUCAUCUUCCAAUGGUUCAUUGAAGCCUGCUGGAAUCAACCAGGAAAAAAUGAUCGACCCUCAUCUUCGCAUCCGCCGAGCCAUCCGCGCCGACGACGCCCUCCUGGUCCGCCGUAUCCUCCGAUCUCACCCGAACCUCCUGCACAACCCCGACCUGACCGGAUCCCGCGAAGAAGCCGGCAACUCGAAUUUGCACCUGGCUGCCAAGCUAGGCCACGUCGAGAUUGUGCGCCUGCUGCUAUCGCUCGGUCACGAGUCGCCCACCGUCGGACCGGCCCUCAACGAACAACACCAGACCGCGUUGAUGCUGGCCGCGGCGGCCGGUCACACAGAGGUCGUGCAUGCGAUCGCCGAGGCUGAUCCGUCCGUCAUCCACCGACGCGACAGUCGCGGGCGAGACGCCGUAAUGGAGGCCGCCCUGGGUGGUCACGAUACCUGUCUGCAGAUCCUGCUGACGUAUGUUCCCGGUGGUGCGUACGAGGCGGUGCGUCAGGCUGAUCUCGAGGGCAACACUGCGCUGCAUUACGCCAGCAGUAAAGGGAACAUGUUGGUGCUUCGGACGCUGCUUGCGGCGGGGGCUGAUGCCGACAGGAGAAACGUCUGGUUGUGGACGGCUGUCGAGUACAGCCAGAGCGUGCAGUCCGAGGUGUAUCUGAAGAAUCUCAUUGCCGACAUGGAGAAGAGGCGCGCUUCCAAACGGGAGGCUGUGAGAGACGAGAGGGUGGGCACCAGCGGGUGA